Penicillium paradoxum is the source of this 1848-nucleotide messenger RNA. Its product is annotated as fungal specific transcription factor domain-containing protein. Bases 1 to 1848 code for a protein of 615 amino acids. Lineage: Eukaryota; Fungi; Ascomycota; Eurotiomycetes; Eurotiales; Aspergillaceae. Gene Ontology annotation, molecular function: DNA binding; zinc ion binding. Gene Ontology annotation, biological process: DNA-templated transcription. The record is from RefSeq and is a predicted model, not a curated record. The transcript has 5 exons.
AUGGCUCAGAUACCUUCAACUCGACCGGCCAGGGACGAUCCCACCGGCGAACCAGACUACUACCGGGACUUCUUAUUUGAUUGCUUUGAGGCAAUACGAUCGACAAGCGAGGAGGAGCAAAAAGAACUACUCCGAAUGAUCCGAUCCCAUAUUCCACUGGAGGAGAUUCGCAUCUACCUAAAUAAAAUCCUGCCAGAUGCCCAGAAAAAUGAAGGACCCAGCAAGAAUAAGAAGAUUAAAUACGACAUUAAGAUCGAGCAUGAUGCACCCAAAUUCCGCCCCCGGUCCAUGGAUAUUCGCUAUCUGUGUGGCAGUGCGCCAUACAAGGUCCCUGCAAGACCAUGGACUAAUGUCACCCAUGAUGAUGAUCUGGUCUCACACUUGGUUUCCUUGUACAUGACUUGGGACUAUCCAUUCUUCGCUUUCUUUGACCGCGAUACCUUUCUUGACCACAUGGCGAAAGGGAAGUUGAAUUCGGAUUUCUGUAGUCCGUUUUUAGUUAAUGCCCUCCUUGCCAAUGCAUGCGAUUAUUCGCAAUACUCCGAGGCAUACACCGUUCCGGGAGAUGUCAAAACGAAAGGCGCUGCUUUCCUCGCCGAAGCGGAGAAAUACAUGAGUUCGCACUCUUUUGAAAGAGGAAGUGAUAUUCGUCUCGCUACCUUGCAGGCAAUCUUACUAUUAUAUGAGAGAUACUCAGUGUUGGGACAUGAUAAUUUUGGCUAUACGAUGCUUCAUCGAGCGAUAGAGAUGGCAGAAGAGCUUAAAAUCGUCAAUAACAACAAACUAAGCCUGAAUAGCUCGCAAAUGUCCGAAGAAAUGCUGGUGUCAGUCAAACGCACUGCUUGGGGUCUUUUCCAGAUUGAUACUAUCGUGCAUACAAACUUCCUCAAACCGAGUCGUGUGCAUGAAGUGUGUGUAGACCGGAUCAAGCGAGGUGAACGAAGCACUGGGGAAGCGUGGACACCAUAUCCAAUACCAAGUUACACCCGGCCCUCUCACAUGGCUCUCUAUUUUGAUGAAGCUUGCAAUCUGUCUUACAUUGCCCGUGAUAUUUCAAAGAGUGUGGCAAUAGCAGAAAAAGAUGGAGUCGACCUGAACAAAGUGAAGCAAGAUAUGUACGAUCGACUCUGCCAAUGGGAGGCGGACCUCCCUGAUACUUUCAAACUUACAGAACGGCCGGCACCGCAUGUUCUAUUGCUCGGGAUGCGGUACCACGCGCUCGUCAUCAAUCUGUGCUGCGACAACUUCGGCUACUACUCCUCAUUCUCUAUGUUUGACAAGAGAUCACCCAUGAAUUUAAGUGCAGAGAGUGGGCAUACUGCUAUUGAAGCAGCCAUUCUAUCCGCGCGUGAAAUAUCCGCCAUCACUCAAUCGCUACGAACGGAAUAUGGAAUUCACUACAUGCACCAGUUUGCCAUGUAUGCGAUCAAUGUUGCUCUAUAUACCCUACUCGAGCAACCAAGCGUUGAUAUCCUCGAUCCAGACUUUUUAUGUCUGGCAAGUGCAUUUUCCGUUAUUGCAAAUCGUUCCCCGGUGGGAAGAAAUUUAUAUCAUUUCUUCAAGCUCUCCAUACGGUCACGAAGUCAGGGAAAAAAGCUACAAAAUUCUGAUGAAAUUCCACCAGAGAUCAAGGGAAUUUUCAGACAAGACCUCAUAUCACAAUCCCGGGAUAAAGAGCACCAUGAGGUAACAAGCUCGGCGGAGGACACACGCUAUAUGGAGAAGAUUGAAGAUACAUCGCAAGCAACCCCGGCACCUGGCUUGAAGGAAAUGAUUGGAGAAUACGAGAAGCUCAGCAUGGGGAAGGAAGAACGAGUGCUUGGUCAUCUCAAGGGCGAUGAUUUCUAG